CAGGAGCAGGUCUUCUCGGACUGCCGAGACCUCAUCCAGAGCGCGAUCGACGGCUACAACGUCACGGUGUUCGCGUACGGCCAGACCGGCGCGGGCAAGACCCACACGAUGUACGGCAACCCCGACCAGCCCGGGCUGGCGCCCCGAACGAUCGAGGCCCUCUUCGACAUGGUCCGCAAGCAGGAAAGAGGAGGUGGCAAAAAGUUCGUGGUGAAAUUCUACAUGAUCGAAGUGUACAAGCAGGACAUCAUCGACCUGCUCGGAGACCCCUCGAAGCAGAAGAAGAGCCUGGAGGUGAAGAAAGACGUUGGCCGCGGCAUCAUGUACGUGGACGGCGUCACGGAGCACGAAGUCAAUUCUCCAGCGGAGCUGGAGGCACUCAUGGCUGAUGGCGAGAAGAAGAGGCACACGUCCGCCACGAAGAUGAACUCGGCCAGCAGCAGGUCUCACCUGCUCCUGAGCAUCAUCGUGGAGGGCAAGGUGCAGGAGACGCAGGCGGUGAUCUACGGCAAGGUCACGCUUUGCGACCUGGCCGGCUCCGAGCGGCCGAAGAAGAGCGAGGUGGUCGGGGACGGCCUGAAGGAGGCCAUCGAG
This is a messenger RNA of Prorocentrum cordatum, 594 nucleotides long. The record is from the annotation of a GenBank genome assembly. Lineage: Eukaryota; Dinophyceae; Prorocentrales; Prorocentraceae.